Messenger RNA from Raphanus sativus (radish), 936 nucleotides. Its product is annotated as DNA-directed RNA polymerase III subunit rpc31. The transcript has 8 exons. Bases 116 to 739 code for a protein of 207 amino acids. Lineage: Eukaryota; Viridiplantae; Streptophyta; Magnoliopsida; Brassicales; Brassicaceae. Gene Ontology annotation, cellular component: RNA polymerase III complex. Gene Ontology annotation, biological process: transcription by RNA polymerase III. The record is from RefSeq and is a predicted model, not a curated record.
AAAUUCUUAAAUUAAUUAAAAAAAAGAAAUACAAAGGGAACCCCUAAAUUGUUUCUUCUCCCCGCCGCCGCUGUGCCGAAUCGACGUUGCGUUGUACCGCCACAAUCGGUCGUAGAUGGCUUACAGAGGAGGACGAGGAAGAGGAAGAGGUGGGUUUGGUGGGUUUGGUGGGUUUGGCGUUGAGUACGCAAAGGCCGAACCUUUCGUUAUCUUCCCUGACAUUACGUUACCUGACCGUAAAUCAAUCUCAGACGAUACCCAAUUACUUAAGAACUUCAAUUAUUUUGAGAGGUUCUGGAAAAGUUCGCCUUACCACUUAGGCGAUGGUGUUUCAAAGAAAGAGAGUGAGAGUUUAGACAUUGAGAGGUUCUCAGACACGUUGAAGCCGAAGAAGACGAAGUCUAAUGCGAGGGGAUCUUUCUAUGACUUUCUUGUUCUUAGACCUGAUAACUUCCCUAAAGAACUUCUUGGAGAUAGUCGAAGAGAACGGCCUGUGAAGAGAGCUAGAUGGACUCAAGACGCAGAUCUGCAGAAGCUGGAGGCCUUGGAGAAACUUGAAGCGAAGCUUAAGGCUGAUGGCAAGGAAGAGAAUGAAGAAGGAGAAGGUGAUGAUGAAGUUGAGGAAUCCGAGGGAGAAGAUUCUGAUAACGGAGACUAUGAUAAGAAUAAAGACUUUGACGAUGAUGAUGACGAUUAUAACGAGCCGGAGGAUAACGAUAAUGAAGAAGUGUAUAUUUAAGGCUUCUUUUUCUUUAUGUCUUCCCAAAAAAAGGAUCAAGUUUUGAGUGCAAGAGAUGGUGGAAACUCAAUUUUAAUUACCUUCAAACCCUCUUAGAAUAAUACAAGGGCAUUUCUGGCAUUUGUUGCUUUUAUUCUUUUUUUUUUUGGCUUUAGUAUAUGGGGAAUCAGGUGAAAUACACUUUUUUUUUUGAGCAA